Molecule: messenger RNA, 2409 nt
Organism: Oncorhynchus tshawytscha (Chinook salmon)
Lineage: Eukaryota; Metazoa; Chordata; Actinopteri; Salmoniformes; Salmonidae
Product: chromatin assembly factor 1 subunit B
Exons: 14
Coding region: 68-2029 (653 amino acids)
Biological process (GO): DNA replication-dependent chromatin assembly; nucleosome assembly
Cellular component (GO): nucleus; CAF-1 complex
Molecular function (GO): protein binding
Source: RefSeq, a predicted model, not a curated record
UUGCAGGUUCUCAUACCCACCCCCUUUCCCUCUCCUCCUAUCACUGUUGACUUCUCUACCGGAAGUUAUGGACGAACUCUACGCGGGAAACCCAUGUUGUUUUGUCUGUGCAGUCUGCUUGUCAACUGGACUCAGCAGAAAAGUGAAACAGCGGAAAAACAGUAGCAGGAUGAAGGUGAUAACAUGUGAGAUUGCGUGGCACAACAAAGAGCCUGUCUACAGUCUGGACUUCCAGCACAACUCAGAGGGCCGCAUACACAGGCUGGCCACAGCAGGAGUGGACACCACUGUCAGGCUGUGGCGUGUGGAGAUGGGGCCUGAUGGGAAGGCAGUGGUGGACUUCCUGUCAAACCUGGCGCGGCACACCAAGGCCGUCAACGUGGUGCGCUUCUGCCCCAACAGCGAGCUGCUCGCCUCUGGAGGAGAUGAUGCAGCCAUCCUGCUGUGGAAGCUAAACGACAGUAAGGAGCCUGAACAGGCCCAAUCGUUCCAGGAGGAGGAGGACAGUCAGCUCAACAAGGAGAGCUGGAGCGUGGUCAAGACCCUGAGGGGACACAUAGAGGAUGUGUAUGAUAUCAGCUGGACCCGGGAUGGGAACUUCAUGAUCUCUGGUUCUGUGGACAACACUGCCAUUAUGUGGGAUGUCACAAAGGGUCAGAAGCUGUGCAUCUUUAAUGACCAUAAGAGCUAUGUGCAGGGAGUGACCUGGGACCCGCUGGGCCAGUAUGUGGCCACACUCAGCUGUGACCGGGUGAUGCGUGUGUACAGUACUCAGAGCAGGAGGAAGGCCUACAGUGUCAGUAAGAUGAGCUCUGGAUCAGCUGUCGAGGGAGAGGUGAAACCGUACCGAAUGUUCCAUGACGACAGCAUGAAGUCUUUCUUCAGGCGACUCACCUUCACACCGGACGGAUCCUUUCUGCUUGCCCCAGCGGGGUGUGUGGAGGCAGGGGAGAAUGUCACCAACACUACAUACGUCUUCUCCAGGAAGAGCCUCAAGAGGCCCAUAGCUCACCUGCCCUGUCCUGCUAAAGCCACCCUGGCUGUACGCUGUUGCCCUGUCUACUUCGAGCUGAGGACCAAGAAGGGAGAUGAUGGCAGUGCCCAGCCCCUGACCAACAUGUUUGGCUUGCCAUACAGACUGGUGUUUGCUGUGGCAUCAGAGGACUCCAUCUUCAUCUAUGACACUCAGCAAACCCUACCCUUCGGCUACGUGUCCAACAUCCACUACCACACACUCAGCGACCUCACCUGGUCUCGGGACGGUUCUUUCCUGGCGGUGUCUUCUACAGAUGGCUACUGCUCCUUCCUUUCCUUCUCUCCUGGUGAGCUGGGCACCCCCCUGAAGGAGCCCCCAGUCCUGGAGGUCGUCACCCCAGGCAAUGGCCCAGAAAAGAAGGGCAAGAAGGCUGCCAUGGCUCGCACGGUGUCCCCCGUCCCUAAAACCACAGAGCGCACUGCCACUGUCCACGCCAUUCCUAAAGAGACCCCCUGCACCUCCCUCACCUCCCAUGCCACCCCCUUGGUCCCUGGGGGUGAGGAGAAUAACAACCCUGGCAAGGCCAAGCCACAGCCCCGUAGGAUCGCCCUCAACACCCUGGAGGGAUGGGGCAAGCCCAGCACCCCCAGAGCUAAUUCCCCCAAGAUCCCUACCACAGCCAGCAUCAGCGCCCCCUCCACCCCCCAGCAGCCUCACCUCAUCGCCUCUACCCCCAACACCCGCCUCACCCCCUCUACAGCCCAGCCCAGCCUCACCCCAAAGGCCCAAAGAAACACUCUUGGCCCCAGCACCCCUAAAGCUAGCACCACCCCUAAAGAACCGGUACCCAGACGGAUAUCUCUGACUCCCGUCGUCUCUAGAUCUCCAGCUGCCUUCACCACACCCUCCUCCACGGAGAAAGCCAAACGUGAACAACCCUCUCCCCCCACCGAACCUGUGUGCCAGCCCCCAGAAUCCAAGCGGCCCAAGACCAGCACCCAGGCAGGCAAGACAGGGGUGGCGCCAGCCUCAAGGGCCACACCCAACCCCUAAGGACCCCUCAUUGCCAAGAACCCUCUGCAGGACAGAGUGGUGUCAACAUGCAACUCGCAUAUUAUCAUCCUAAACACACACACACUCUCACAAGUGUCUAGCCUAUAGAACUCCUUAGAGACUGGUGUUGUGACCUAAUUUACACACACACACUCACAAAAGUUCACAGAGCAAAGACUGGUGUUUCCUCCUAAUGCAAUUUUCUGUAUAUUUUUGUAAUUUCACAUCCUGAAUUGUUCUGUAGCUCAUUUUAUUGGAUAACCCGGUAGUUAUUUAAGUGAUAAUGCCCGAGAAGCAGUGUUAGCUGUGCCAAUAUAUCCUCCAAACACAGUCUUCGAGGGCAUUAUCAAUUUUAUACAGCAGGUUACCAACAUAUUCAA